AUGGGGUUGAAGCCAAGACAAGGCACACUGUCAUCUGAAACUAUGACAGCGUUACAUCAUACUCUGGCCGCAUUUCUCCAGCUAUGCCAAUAUUUGUUGGAGAAGAAAAACUUCCACUACGUCUUGCUGGGAAAAUUUCAAACCGACAACCUGGAAUUUCGGUUUAGCCAGUACCGGCAGAUGAGUGGAAGUAACUACCUUGUGUUUCGGAGGUUCAGCUCAGGGCUAGCGACCCAGACUGGUAAAAAAGCAUAUGUUACGGAAACAGCAACAAAGAGAAACCAUAUUUCUGUGUGUGAUGGACCUUCAGAGUCGCUUGUGACUCGUAUGAAUGCUGGCAAUGAAAGCCGCCAGGAAGCUGUUUGUAGGAAGAUGGAGGACCUGAACACCGCAAAGACAAAAGUUAUCAUAGGACAGUGGAAUGUAAGGACAAUGUACGAAGCUGGUAAGUUGGCUCAAGUAACGGCAGAGAUGAGGAGAUAUGGAUUGCACGUUCUGGGCAUAAGUGAAAGUCAGUGGACAGGAUCCGGCAGGCUGAGAACAGCAACUGGAGAAACCCUGAUCUAUUCCGGCAGAGAAGACAACCGACAUAGGGAAGGUGGAGCUGUCAUCCUAAUAAGGGACUUGAGAAAUGCCUCAUGGAGUGGAAACCGAUCAACAGCAGAAUGA
Aplysia californica (California sea hare) is the source of this 669-nucleotide messenger RNA. RefSeq names its product craniofacial development protein 2-like. NCBI's taxonomy places the organism in Eukaryota, Metazoa, Mollusca, Gastropoda, Aplysiida, Aplysiidae. The transcript is spliced from 2 exons. The record is from RefSeq and is a predicted model, not a curated record. The coding region runs from base 1 to 669 and encodes 222 amino acids.